AGUCUUUUCUCCUGAAUCAGAAAAUCAAUGAGAAUGAAAUUCUUCUCGAUUUAUUUCUUCCUGUUGGUUUGUAAUUGUGUUAACAGUGCUCAUGUAGUGAAGUUGAUUUCCCCAAAAGACAUUCAACAAACACAACUUAAAAUCGAGAAGACAGGAAGAAUUGUUGCAGGUAAUCAUGCAAUUGUGCUAGAAUUUCCAUAUCAAGUUUCAAUUCGUGCUGUCAAUGGUUCAAAUGGAUCGUUCUGUGGUGGAAGUAUCAUCUCAUCUCGUUACGUUCUCACAGCUGCACAUUGCACAAAAGGAUUCAAAAGCUUUGAAUUAGGAUUCGGAUCAAGCUUAUUGGAGCGUCCACUGACGACGAUGACUUCAAGGGACAGUAUUGAACAUCCACAAUUCGAGUCUGUGUCUCUUCGAAACGAUAUCGCGUUAAUUAAACUUCCAUUACUCGUCCGAUACACUAAAAAAAUAUCACCAAUUCAACUUCCAAAGAGGUCUCAAGUUUCAGAAAGUUACAUUAAUCAGAAAGCAGUUGUGUCUGGAUUCGGAAGAUUUUCUGAUGAAUCGGCUCAGCUUUCUAAAAGCUUAAGCUUCGCUGACUUACGUGUCAUUGGAAAUAGAGAAUGUGCAGGCAUUUUCAGUUCGAAAAUUGUGACCAACAACGUUCUUUGUGCAAGAAGUUUUAGUGACAGUAACGAGAAUGCAUGCAUGGGUGAUUCUGGUGGCCCACUUGCAAUGAAAGACGAAGACGGAAUUUUAACUCAGAUCGGAAUUGUCUCGUUUGUAAGCAGUCGUGGUUGUUUAUAUGGCGAUCCAUCUGGUUACACACGAGUAGGAAAAUAUUUGGAUUGGAUAUCAGAGAUCACUGGCAUUCCACUUAGAAAAUGAAGUUUCGUGAUGUGAUUCAAAUUAAAAAUAAAAGAUUCAAAAUAUAUUUUAGACAAA
This is a messenger RNA of Clunio marinus, 942 nucleotides long. Lineage: Eukaryota; Metazoa; Arthropoda; Insecta; Diptera; Chironomidae. The record is from the annotation of a GenBank genome assembly.